UCCGCUCCCUCCGCCCGCCAUGGCCGACGCGAUCGCCGAAGCCGCCGCCCGCCGCGCCGCCGUCGUCGCCAAGUACCGGAGGGUUCUCCUCUCGUGCCGGGAGCUCGAGUCCCGCGUGCGCACAGGGGGAGACAAGCUGAAGAGCAGUAAGAAGGAACUUGAGAAAACUAAAGAGCACGUCCAGGCGUUACAAAGCCCCGGGCAGACGGUCGGAGAGGUGCUGCGCGCGAUUGACAAUGACCGCUUUAUUAUAAGGAGUAGCGCCGGCCCUCGGUACGUUACCAACUGCCGCACUAAGUUGAACAGGGAAAAAUUGACACCGGGCACGCGUGUGUGUCUUGACAAUGUGACACUUACAAUCAUGCGCAUACUUCCGCGCGAGGUGGACUCUUCAGUGUACAACAUGAUUCAUGAGGAUCCAGGGAAUGUCAGCUACUCUGCUGUUGGAGGGCUAUCUGAACAGAUCAGGGAACUUAGGGAGACCAUCGAGCUUCCACUCAUGAACCCUGAAUUGUUCCUCCGAGCUGGGAUUAAGCCACCCAAGGGAGUGCUCCUUUACGGCCCACCUGGGACUGGGAAGACGCUGCUGGCGAGGGCUAUUGCAAGUAACAUGGACGUCAACUUCAUGAAGGUUGUCUCAAGUGCUAUCCUUGACAAGUACAUUGGUGAAAGCGCUCGGAUGAUAAGGGAGAUGUUUACCUAUGCACGUGAUCAUCAGCCCUGCAUCAUCUUCAUGGAUGAAAUCGACGCAAUUGGAGGAAGAAGAUUCAGUGAGGGUACAAGUGCUGAUCGUGAGAUCCAGAGGACGCUCAUGGAACUGCUACACCAGUUAGAUGGCUUUCAUGAACUUGGAAAGGUGAAAGUAAUAAUGGCAACCAACCGGCCGGAUGUUCUGGACCCUGCUCUCUUACGUCCCGGACGUCUGGGUUGCAAGAUUGAAAUUCCUCUUCCUAAUGAACAGGCGAGGCUUGAAAUCCUCAAGAUACAUGCAGCUGGGGUUGCCAAGCACGGCGAAAUCAAUUACGAAGCGGCUGCAAAGCUAGCAGAGGGAUUUAACGCUGCCGAUAUGCGUAAUGUCUGCACAGAAGCUGGCAUGGCAGCAAUCCGAGCAGAGCGUGACUACGUCAUGAAUGAAGACUUCAUGCAGGCCGUGAGGAAACUUGCCGACGCAAAGAAGCUAGAGUCCCGCGCCGACUACAAAGUGGACUUUUAGAGAAUGACAAGGCGAAUUAACCAGCUGAUCCUUUUUGAUGCGAAGCUUUAGCUAUGUCGAUCCCUGCAUUUGAACAAGGAAAUCAUGAGAUGUAUGAUCCAGAUGCUACCGUGAUUCUCUUCUGCGAGACUGAUCCGCGCCCUGGCCCUAAAUGUUGGGGAGUCUCUCUUUGCAAUUGUGCACCCUAGAUGAAACUGAUCAAUCCUCACCAACCCUAGAUGAAACUGAUCAAUCCUCACCAACCCUAGAUGAAACUGAAAUACUCUGCUCUGCUUUGCCGAUGUCUUGAUAUAAAAA
This is a messenger RNA of Brachypodium distachyon (stiff brome), 1510 nucleotides long. RefSeq names its product 26S proteasome regulatory subunit 10B homolog A. NCBI's taxonomy places the organism in Eukaryota, Viridiplantae, Streptophyta, Magnoliopsida, Poales, Poaceae. Gene Ontology annotation, molecular function: proteasome-activating activity; ATP hydrolysis activity; ATP binding. Bases 20 to 1213 code for a protein of 397 amino acids. Gene Ontology annotation, biological process: positive regulation of RNA polymerase II transcription preinitiation complex assembly. The record is from RefSeq and is a predicted model, not a curated record. The transcript has 10 exons. Gene Ontology annotation, cellular component: proteasome regulatory particle, base subcomplex; cytosolic proteasome complex.